Messenger RNA from Mollisia scopiformis, 1077 nucleotides. RefSeq lists its product as uncharacterized. The coding region runs from base 1 to 1077 and encodes 358 amino acids. The record is from RefSeq and is a predicted model, not a curated record. The transcript is spliced from 4 exons. Lineage: Eukaryota; Fungi; Ascomycota; Leotiomycetes; Helotiales; Mollisiaceae.
AUGGCUCCCGAAAGACAGAUCUUCGAUCCUGAUGGAGACGUCCUGUUCAUUCUUUCCAGCACGUCGAAGCUGACUCUUGAGGAGCUUGGACUCACAAACCAACCUCAACCCGACAGCCCUCAUGUGCUUAUGCAAGUCUCUUCUAAGCACUUGAUGCUUGCAUCGCCAGUCUUCAAGGCCAUGUUAACUUCACCAUUCUCGGAAGGCCAAACUCUCGCCCGGACUGGACACGUCGACAUAGAGCUUCCCGAGGACGAUUGUGUUGCAUUUACCAUCCUCAUGAACGUCAUCCACAGCAAAGGUCGAAAAGUCCCUUCGGUACUGUCAUUGAAGCUUCUAGCAAUUGUCAGUAUGCUUGUCGACAAAUAUCAGCUUCAGGAAAUUGCCGCUGUCUUUUCGGACAUUUGGAUCCGCGAGAUGGCCUUGGUCGUCACCUAUUUUUAUGACGACACUGUCUUUUAUGAUCGCAAUAUCGAUGUUCUGACCCAUUGGCUCCUCAUCGCAUGGGUCUUUCGCCACACAGUGCUUUUCGAGGAAGUGUCUAAAGCUUUGGUUCAAGCAGCCCGCUUUCCUUUGCCUGCGGUACCCGAUGAGGUUCCAAUACCACAAUCGAUAUUUGAUGCAAUCGACGCCCGUAGAAUGAAGUGUCUUUCCGAAAUCUUCAGAGAGGUGUCUGGCUGGGUAGACCACUAUCAUGAAAAACCAUGGAACGUUUCAUGCACAGGCGCCACCGAGACUCCAUCGAGCGUUUCAUGCACCAGCACCACAGAGACUCGACGGAAUUGCGAUACUCAGGUCCUUGGAAGCCUCAUCCGCGCUUGUUCUGUGUGCUUCAUCUGGCCCACUCCCAAACGCCCAUAUACCGGGCAUUCAGUGCAGGGUGUGCUUGAAAGGAUUGCGGAAUUGAAUGUCAUAUCUCUAUGUGAUAUUUUGCAUCCGGAGAGGUCGAAUAAUAAAGGACAUUGGGUCGCAAACGAUAUCUUGGAGGUUUGCAAUGAGCUUUACCUGCAGGGUGGAUUGGACAUUGGAGUCUUCGCGAAGGAUUGCGCUGAGCAGGAUUCCAAGGGCGAGAACUAA